Dermacentor albipictus is the source of this 3468-nucleotide messenger RNA. NCBI's taxonomy places the organism in Eukaryota, Metazoa, Arthropoda, Arachnida, Ixodida, Ixodidae. The record is from RefSeq and is a predicted model, not a curated record.
UUGGCUAAGUUCCGCAGUACUGGCAAAAUGGCGACCGUCAUUUGUUGGACCACGACCACAUGAUUUGGACGACUUCCACUCUGCACCAUGGAUCUCGAUAUGUCCACGAUGGCAAGUCAGCCACGCUGUGUCGUCGAGUUGGGAUUUCUUGAAAAACGUGAGGCAUGGGCGCUAAGGAGCACAUAUACUCCCAGCAAAGUAGGUGGAAAACCAGCUUGGCUUCAUCUGAAAGAUGUUCCUAAUGGCAAACGUCUUACUUGCCGUAACUGCGGUGAGCCAUGCCUUUUGCUUCUGCAGUUGUAUGCUCCGCGCGAUGACGUCGACUCCGCUUUUCACAGAACGCUCUUUGUGUUCGUUUGCGUGACUCCGAACUGUGCAAAUAAGCACGACGUCGGCAGCUAUAUAGUUUUGCGGUCGCAGCUGCCGGAAGAAAACAUGUUUUACAGCAUCGAACCUCCUAUGGAAUCCCCUGACAGCUCUGACAGCCCUUCGGCUGAAGAUUUCUGCAAAAUCUGCGCCGUGUGCGGUGCUUUAGGCGACAAGGCUUGCUCCAAAUGCCGUAGCCGUCACUACUGUUCCAAGUCUCACCAAAUAUUGGAUUGGAAAGAUGGUCACCGAGCUCGCUGCAACUCGCAGUGCGUCGAUAGCUGCGAAAGGACUUCGGCGCCACUGUUUCCUGAGUACGAGCUGGUUAUAGAGACAGAAGACGACGCCUGCAACGACGACCAAGGCUGUAAAACAGAUAAAGACAGACUUGCAGACUACUGCGAUUAUGUAACCAGUCAUCCGGGGUGUUCAAGUGACGGCGCAGAUGUCGCGGACUUGAACAAGAUGGCGGCAACCUGCCAAGACAAAGCAUUUUGGAAAUUCAAGAAGACCAUUAGGGAAGCCCCUGAUCAGGUGCUACGGUACAACUUGGGUGGUACACCUCUCCUAGUUGCCAGUACAGGUGACCCUGGCGACGUGCCUUGUUGUUCCUGCGGUUCAGAGAGGCAGUUCGAGUUCCAAGUUAUGCCCCAAUUGCUCAACAGCAUUACAGAGUCGACAGUGGAUAGCCUGGACUGGGGAACAUUAUUAGUCUACACGUGCAAGGCCUCCUGCGACGGCGAACCGUACCAAGAAGAAUAUUUGUGGAAGCAAAAUAUCUGUGAGGAAUAGUCAUGAGCUUACAUGUGUGCGCGGGCAUUUCUCAGGAAAAGUGUGAGGGGUGGGAUGUUUUUAUGGCGAGCCUAGCUCGCAGUUUAAAUAUGAAAUAAAAAGGCUGACUGCCUAGGAAAGCCUAUAAUGUAAGGAUACUGUCAUGGAUGUGUGCAUGCAUCUAUAGACUUUAUUGAUGUAUGUAUAACACAGUUCUGCAUGUUAUAUCGAGGGCAAGUGAAAUGCUAACAACAGAGCAUGUGCCUGUAGCAUAACUGAAGGUACAAUGCACUCCAUCAGCCAGUCAUCCUUGUCCACGUCACGCGCACUUAUGGUUUUCGUGUAAACUGCGGUGCUGCUCACCUUACUUUAUUGUUUGAUGCUUGUUUCUUAAGCCAGCCUGCUGAAGCACCAUACCCAUUUUGCCACCAUUUUGCCAUUAUGGUUUCUAGUGCUGUCAUCACUCGUACAGAAACACUGAUGGUAAGAACAAAAGCAAAGCGAUGCAGGUCUGGAAACCGAGCACGUAUUUGCUAUAUCAUGCUUCACGAGUCACGACGGUGCUGGCAUGGUGAAAAUGGCACUGCAGCGGGUCAGGUCAGGAAACAAGCGUUGACCUGCACUCCGCAUAAAAACCACAUGCGCAUGUUGGCAAGGAUGACUGGCUGACUGUACCUUCAGUUAUGCUUCAGGAACUCGCUCCACUGCUUGUACUUCAUUUGCCUGAUAGUACAUUUAAACAAUAACUUUCACUUUACAUGCCAAAAAAAGCUUUUUACAGCGAAGCUGUUUACCUCUAAGAACUGGCAAUUCUUUCGUGGUGAUCCACAGAAAACUAGGUUCGUGCACAAGCGACGCGCUCGCUCGAGCUCCAACGAAAAGCGCCGAAUGAGGCGAAACGCCGCAAGUGCCACACCGACAAGAUUGCCACGUUCAAGGGAGCGACUUCGAAAUUCAAGCGCACCUCGAUGUGGAAUUCGGAUUCUCCUGCACUGCGCGCGACCGCCUGUGGUUCCGCGACGACUUGUCGCACAUGUCCACUGUAAAGAACGCCGCAAAGAAAUGCCGUGCGUUCCCUGGAGACGCCGUGUCUGAUUAUGAGGUGUGCGGUUAUACACUGCAGUUUGCAGCGUACUCAUUUCAUUAGCACUAGAAUUAGGACUCAUUUCAUUAGACUAGUGGAUGGUAGCAGCUUCGCUGGCAUUCCACCUUCACAGAGUGGAUUGGGCCUUAAACAAAUUUUUUUUUAUCAUGUUCUUUUUCGGUCAUGCUCUUCGUUUACACUUAUUUUAGUCAAUUGCCUCAAAGAGAAGAUAAGCUUGUGUGUCAUCUGUCAGCAAUAUUUCAUUGAUAGGUUAGGGUAACAUGGAGGCUGCUGGCAACUAGGGAACUACAAGUGAUCCAAGAAGCAGACGGAAAAUAUUUCUGGAACUGCAUUUGAUGUCAGCUGGGAGAAUUUAGGAGAUAUUUCAUUAUUGUUUGUGGGUAAAUAAUAUUGCUAAUGACAGUCGCAUCACCUGGCUUACUCCUAGAUCUUGAGCCAGUGUAGUUCUAUCAUUGUUAUGUGUGCCAUUUACUUUUAGUUACACAAAGUGUGAUUUGUUGAUUAUAAGUGAUUGUGAAAAAAAGUGAGUUAAAGCUGCCCUGAAUACAAAUUGCCUUUGCUCUAGACAACUUGUUAACACUUUCCUUGCUGCCAGGAAUGUGUUCAUUUUCACUGCUUCUGUAUUUUAUUUGAAAACGUACUAGUCGCAACAUAUACUGUGGUACAUAAUAUUAUAGUUUAAGUAAGGGUGUCUUGAGUCUAAGUAAAGGAAAAAUAGUUUCUCAGAUAGUUUUCAAGAAUUCUUUCAUGUCAAAAUAUAGAAGUAUGUUGAAGCAUGAACAAAAAGAAUAAUUGCGAUUUUUGCUGAAAGUACUGAGUAAAAGGAAAUUGAAAUAUGCGUAAUGUGUGCCUUGCUCUAAGUUAGACCACAUGAAACAAUAUGCAGAUUUUAUGACUUGAAUAUAAGCCAUAGUGAUGCCUAUGUUUUAUGACAAAGCCGUGUUUUUCACAAAUGUACGAACUGGUAUGUGCCUAUUGUGCAGGAAGCAUUUUGUUUUGACUCCUUGCAGCAAGCAGAUUGUUUCUUUUUGCAUUCUUUAGGCUCUUGAAACACUGGUUGUCAGGUUCAUUAACCUCUUCAUACUCAAGUAUCCUGCUCAAUCAGCUUCUCUCUGUAAGCAAGCUGGCCUAGUCGUGCACCUUAAUCUGAUGCUGGAGCCUCCAUGUGCUUUGUACUUUAUUUUUGUGGUACUGUACGGUAAUAAAAAAGAACUUUUGCACAGGCA